AUUGGUCACAUGUCCAAUAUGGCGCCUCGCAUGAAUCAUAACAAGGGUGAACAUCUCUAAAAAAAAUUACCGGAAUGACAGGUUUGCGAACUAAAUUGUAGGCUAUUCAUUCAGUGUAACCGUAUCCAGUCCUUAGUAGUAAUUAUAUUGGUGUCGUCGGGAAUACUAGACAAUCGUGUCCCGCAGUUGGUUAUUAAACCGGUCUCGAGAUGUCAGGGACAAAUGCUUGGAAGCGCAGCCGAGACCGAAUGAAGCUUUUCCCAGAACUGCUGGCGCAAUGUGCACCUGAGGCAACUGCAUAUGGCAAGUGUGUGACAGCGACGACCGUGGGCAAACAGGAGUUGCAUAAAGACUUCUGCGCGAAAGAGUUUCAAGCGCUGAAGACAUGCUUCACAUCAGCGGCAAAGAAAGCUGGGAAAUAGCAUCUAGUGUUGACGCUUCCUCCUAUCCAGAGAAUAAUGACAUGCACUCCUUGAAUGUACAUUGUGAAGUCCCUGGAGAUGAGAAGACUACGGUGUUCGAAUAAUCUCCUUAUUUAUUAAUUUUGAGCCAUAUAUGCUCUGCUCUAUAAAAAGCCUCUGCAAUAAUCUGUUGUCAGUUUUGUAAAGAUGUAAAGACUUAAAUGAUUCAGAUGUUUGUAUCAAGUGAGUGCUCUGAAGUCAUUAUGGGUCAGUGUCACCCACAAUUUGGUAAUACACAUGUUGAUUUUCA
Sardina pilchardus (European sardine) is the source of this 711-nucleotide messenger RNA. It is a transcript of the gene ndufaf8, whose product is annotated as NADH:ubiquinone oxidoreductase complex assembly factor 8. Gene Ontology annotation, cellular component: mitochondrion. Gene Ontology annotation, biological process: mitochondrial respiratory chain complex I assembly. The record is from RefSeq and is a predicted model, not a curated record. The transcript is spliced from 3 exons. The coding region runs from base 210 to 422 and encodes 70 amino acids. NCBI's taxonomy places the organism in Eukaryota, Metazoa, Chordata, Actinopteri, Clupeiformes, Clupeidae.